AUGGAGGAGGUUCUGGUCGAGACGGCUUUAAAUGAUUUGGUUCUUGGGGAUACUGGAUCAACCAUUGGUCAGUUCUUGGUGGCGAACAUGAACAACGAAUCGUGUCGAAGAUUGCUGCAUUUGUCACAGAGCUUAAGGCCUUCAAGUCACAGAGCCCUGUCUCUGGCUGCUCAAAUCAAGACCCUCGAGGAAAACAAUCGACAGCUUCAGAUUCACCUCUCGGUAGCUCAAGGGGAGGUCAUGCUAUUGUCUGAUGAGAUUGGUCGGCUGUUGGAGGAUAAAGAAGACAGCAGCCCAGACCCAGAUUUUGCCAGGAAACCACCCGCUAGUAGUUCAUCCGUGAAGUUGCGUCAAAACAAAAGACCAUGGGAAUCGUCGAAGUCGGAAGAUUGAUUGUCGCUUCAUUGUCCUUCAUGUUUA
Molecule: messenger RNA, 420 nt
Organism: Cucurbita maxima (winter squash)
Lineage: Eukaryota; Viridiplantae; Streptophyta; Magnoliopsida; Cucurbitales; Cucurbitaceae
Exons: 3
Coding region: 1-393 (130 amino acids)
Source: RefSeq, a predicted model, not a curated record